This is a messenger RNA of Annulohypoxylon maeteangense, 932 nucleotides long. RefSeq lists its product as uncharacterized. The coding region runs from base 212 to 487 and encodes 91 amino acids. The record is from RefSeq and is a predicted model, not a curated record. The transcript has 3 exons. Lineage: Eukaryota; Fungi; Ascomycota; Sordariomycetes; Xylariales; Hypoxylaceae.
GCUCAAAUAAGCUAUUCGGUUUAUCGUAUUGUCGUCGCUUUUAUUCCGUCCUCGUUUUAUUGUUGUUGUUGUUGUUGAAAAAAAAAAAGGCUUAAAAAGCCUUCACGAAACACAAAACCCCUCCAAAGCACUUUAUCUACCUAGUAGAUCGCUGGAAAAGCCAGUUAGCUUUAAGGUUCCAAGGUUUCCCGAUUGGUCUUCAACCUUUGAAAUGGCAAGCAACGGCCAAGUCGACGGUUCAGCUCGUGCUGUCCAGUAUUUAAAUCAAGCAGAUGUCGGCUCCGAAGUAGUUCAGAGACCAAAGAUUAAUGUCCCCGUUGAUGUUAGCUACAACUUGGAUCGAUUUCUGAACCCGCAUCUCCACGCUGAGGACCGAUACCUGAGACCACUGCAGAGCCCAGCCCCACUCACUGAAGAGGAGUCCCGCAUGCGCAUGACUGCAAUUCUGAAUUCCAUGACGUUAGACCUGUUAUCGAAGCAGAAUUGAUGGAGUGCGAGUUGCUUUCUUGGCUGCACUGCGUAUUUUCUCUCUCUCUCUCUCUCUCUCUCUCUCUCUCUCUCUUUUUAAUUUUUUAAACUAUCUAUUGUCUAUAUAAGCAUUAUGAUGAUUAGGAUGAGAGUAUGAUGAUUUAUGGAUAGGUUGGUUUCGUGUCUAUUUCAUUUUUAGCAUUGUUAGCGUGAGGGAAUUGCAUUGGCUUGGGGGUUUAGUUGCAUAUUAGUUUGUACUUGGGUACCUAGUAGUACCUAUUUAAGCUUUGCUUAAAGUUAUUGUACAUGCAUAUUCCUAAAGAAUGCACGAUGUAUUUACUAGGUAUCGUUCUUUUAUCCUACGGCAUCUAUGGACGUUUCAUUUCUCAGUGGCGGACCAUAUUUAGAAACUUCAGUAAAUCAUUCGAGCCUGUGAAAUCUGAUUUACGCCGAUUCUAACCUCG